Molecule: messenger RNA, 873 nt
Organism: Diaporthe batatas
Lineage: Eukaryota; Fungi; Ascomycota; Sordariomycetes; Diaporthales; Diaporthaceae
Exons: 3
Coding region: 1-873 (290 amino acids)
Source: RefSeq, a predicted model, not a curated record
AUGCGUUUCUGCGUCCGCAAAUCGCUAGUGGCACUUUGGGCAGUCCUGCCUACUGCAAUAUCAUUCGAGUUUGUGAAUCCGUCCAGCCAUGGCAGCCAGAGCAGCUUCUCACAAGGCUCGGCCUACCCGGAGCACUCAGUCCUCCAGGUCAAUACGAGCUCAACUCUAGCUUCCAGUAAAUCUCCAGUGACGAUAGGCGACCUUGAGUAUAUCGCGGAGGGCCAGGCCUUUGAUAGAACGUCACGUCAGUGGAUCGUGGUGACAAACAAGGACCUGAGUGUCUCCAACGUCUUCGUGAUGAUGCUCUUUUUCACAGGAGCCACAACCGCAAGCGACAUGACCGUUUAUUUCAACAUUACGGCAGCCAGCUCAGACACUGUCCCAACAAGCACGUCAGAUGCCUCGACAAGCGCGCCAAGUGCCUCGAGCAGUGCAGCUACAAAGGCACAAUUGUCACCCACCACAACUGUCUCCGAUCCUCCAGCAGGUGUUACGGCUUCGAACUCGAACUCAGCAACACCAAGCUCCUCCGACCUCAAUGCCUCAGCGAAGAUAGGACUAGGUGUUGGUAUUCCUGCCGCGGCAGUGGUCGGUGUGCUGGCUACUUGGUUGAUCUUGCGGCGCAAGAGAGCUCCCGCUGCACAAGGUCACAAAGGACAGCAUCAACAAGAUACGGUCAUGCCCAUGGGCACUCAUGGACUCACUGGCCCCACCUCCAGACCUGUUUCCAAGGCCACAACAUACGGACCUGCUUCUAUUACAAAUGGAAGUGUUCGUCGUCCUAACACGGCAACGGGCACGAUGGUGUACGAGGCAAGCAAUGAGCCGGCUAACGUCAGCGAGUUGUAUGCGCCCACAUACCGGGGCUACUAG